Molecule: messenger RNA, 819 nt
Organism: Triticum turgidum subsp. durum (durum wheat)
Lineage: Eukaryota; Viridiplantae; Streptophyta; Magnoliopsida; Poales; Poaceae
Source: the annotation of a GenBank genome assembly
AUGGACGGCCACAUCAUCAAGGUGAUCAAAAACUCUCUUCCGAUUUUAAGGCUUGUCUGCAGCAGCCCUGGCAACCUGAUGUGCGUCAUCGGGUAUGCGCUGGGGAUAGCCAGAGUGCUCAACCUUGCAACCGGAGAGGCUGCUGUGAUUGACCUCACAUCUAACUUUAUGGGCUUCGGCCGCGCCGCCCCGUCGGGCGCCUACAAGAUUGUCUGCGUUAGUCCCGGCAGCACCGAGAUCCUCACGGUAGGAGACGGCGUGUGCUGGAGGCAAGCUCAGCCCCUGCCUAGCAGCAGCAUCUCGUAUAACAGCCGCCCUGUCGUGGUCAGGGGUGUCAUGUACUUGAUUUUAGUUUCACAGCUCAAUGGUGACAGCGUGAUCUGCUUCGAUCUUGAGAGCGAGGAGUGGAAGGGGGGGAUCAGAGGCCCGCCGAGUAGCGAACGUCAGCGGUGUGACGCUAGCUUGCAGGAACUCAACGGGGCCCUGUGUAUGCUCCUGCCGGAGGUCGGAAACAUUUACCAUGGAACCAUGAGCAUAUGGCUCCUGAUAGAUUCACGCAAGGGGGUCUGGAUCAAGGUGUACUCGAUCCCCAUGGACCCGUCUGCGUAUAGUCUGAUCACGCCUUUGAGGAUACUAGGUGAUAAUGGUAAACUGCUCUUCCAUGUCACGCUUAGCUUCGACGAAUUCGCGGUGCUGCAAAUCUACGACCCUCGUCAUCGGACAUUCACGGACGCGCCCAAGGUGCUUGCGGGUGACAACGGCGGCAGUAUCAGCCUUUGCAGCUUGCAUCUGGAUAGUUUUCUGCCGGCCAACGUCUAG